This is a messenger RNA of Nymphaea colorata (pocket water lily), 2105 nucleotides long. RefSeq names its product 26S rRNA (cytosine-C(5))-methyltransferase NOP2B-like. The transcript is spliced from 17 exons. The record is from RefSeq and is a predicted model, not a curated record. The coding region runs from base 62 to 1951 and encodes 629 amino acids. Gene Ontology annotation, molecular function: rRNA (cytosine-C5-)-methyltransferase activity; RNA binding. Lineage: Eukaryota; Viridiplantae; Streptophyta; Magnoliopsida; Nymphaeales; Nymphaeaceae. Gene Ontology annotation, cellular component: nucleolus. Gene Ontology annotation, biological process: rRNA base methylation; maturation of LSU-rRNA.
CUCUUCCCUUCGCGCUCGAAAACUCGGCUACUCUCCGAGGCACCCUUCCUUGUCUGGGGCGAUGCCGACCAAGAAGAGAGGAGGACGCGGCGGCUCAUCGAAAGCCCUGCAGAGCAAGAAACGGAGGAAGGAGGAAGAGCCGUCGUCGGACGAGGAUCCUCAGAGGGUGGAAGGGGACGCGGAGGAGGAAGAAGAGGAGGUACUCGAUGAUUCUGUAGAUGAAGCUAGAGGUAGAGGCGGAGAAGAAGAAGAUGAUGAUGAUGAUGACGAUGACGAUGAAGACGAAGAAGGAGAGUCUCUUUCAGAAGUUUCUUCGGACGAGAAUCCGUUCAAGGAUGACUUCGACGGGGGAAGCGGCGAAGGUUCAGAUUCAGAUGAAUCUGAUAUCGAAGAGCAAGCGCGAGCUAUUGUGGAAGAGAAAGCGAGGGAGGACGAGGACGCAGAGGCAGAGUUGCAACUCAACAUCAAAGAAGAAGCUGAUGAUUUCAUACUUCCAACCGCAGAGGAGCUUGAAGAAGAGCAGCACCGCCCUCCAGAUCUUCCGAAUCUUCAAGGGAGGAUCAAAGAAAUUGUACGAGUGCUAUCAAAUUUCAAAGCUUUAAGACAAGAAGGAUCUGCACGAAAGGAUUAUGUUGAGCAACUCAAGAGAGAUUUGGCCUCAUAUUAUGGAUAUAACGAGUACUUGAUUGGUAUUUUUGUUGAGAUGUUUCCAGUUGUAGAGCUUGUGGAGCUCAUUGAAGCAUUUGAGAAGCCUCGACCCAUAUGCUUGCGCACAAACACUUUGAAGACUCGCAGAAGGGAUCUUGCUGGCGUAUUAAUAAAUCGAGGGGUAAACCUUGAUCCAUUAAGCAAGUGGUCAAAGGUUGGGUUGGUUGUAUAUGAAUCUCAAGUGCCUGUUGGAGCUACACCUGAAUACAUGGCGGGACACUACAUGCUGCAAAGUGCUAAUUCUUUCUUGCCUGUGAUGGCACUUGCCCCUCAAGAGAAGGAGAGAAUUGUGGACAUGGCUGCUGCACCUGGUGGUAAAACAACAUACGUUGCAGCUCUAAUGAAGAACACUGGAAUAAUAUAUGCAAAUGAGAUUAAAGUCCCAAGGCUUAAGUCACUUUCAGCAAAUUUGCAUCGCAUGGGAGUGACAAAUACGAUCGUUUGUAACUACGAUGGGAAGGAGCUUCCGAAGAUUUUGGGACCAAAUUCUGUGGACAGAGUGUUGCUAGAUGCCCCUUGUAGUGGCACUGGGGUUAUAUCCAAAGAUGAAUCAGUCAAAGCUUCUAAGAGUGCAGAAGAGAUACAGAAUUGUGCUUAUCUACAGAAGCAAUUGAUUCUUGCAGCAAUAGACAUGGUGGAUGCUAAUUCAAAAACUGGGGGAUAUAUUGUCUACUCUACUUGCUCCAUAAUGAUUCCAGAGAAUGAAGCCGUAAUUGAUUACGCAUUGAAGAAGAGGGAUGUUCGCCUUGUGCCAUGUGGACUGGACUUUGGUCGUCCUGGGUUUAUACGGUUUAGAGAGCACAGAUUUCACCCUUCUUUGGAGAAAACAAGACGCUUUUAUCCACAUGUUCACAAUAUGGAUGGUUUUUUUGUUGCUAAGUUGAAGAAAAUGAGCAACUCAAAACCAGUUGAGGCUUCAGAUGGUCCAUUGGGAGAAGUUGAACAAGGACCUGUGACUAUGAGUGUUGAAGAGGGUGUUCCCAAUGGAAAGUCCGAACACUCACAGAAACAGAUGCAUGAUAAUAAGGAGAAAAAUGGUUUCACAAGAAGUGAUCAUAAGAAGAAUGCUAAAGGAAAAAUUCCUGUCAGGUCCAAGCCUAUGAAAAAGAAAUUCUCACCCAAGGACAAGCAUCAGCCAGGGAAGAGAAAAGGAAAGGAUCGCCAAAAAAAGUUUCUGAAGCCUGAUUCGGCAAAAGUGAAGCGGCAGAAAGGAAAAGCUAAUGCCCCAAAAAAACCAGUUUGAUUUAUUCUUCUAAUCUGUAUUGGAUAAAUUUUCUGAUGUGAUUGUAGUAGGUCAGCAAGAGCUGCCUGCAUAUAAUCAUGCAUCCACAGUUUUGACUAUGCAGAUAGGAAUGUAAUCCUAUUGCUUUAUGUAUAUACAAGAAUGUUGAAUCUUU